AGCUCAGUGGUACAUAUAUGGUACAUUAAACAGCAUGAUGUAAUAUUGCAUCAUACAUCGCUCUUGGUUGAGACAAGCCUGAACAAGUGUACUGGAAAUGCACACCAAACCUGCCACAACAUGUUCAUAUGAGUACAACCCCUUAAGCCUGCCAGUUUGUGCUCUGCUGUCACGUUGAAAAUAAGUGUCGCUGUGCUCUGCCAAAAAUAAUGGCUUCCAGGGGAAAAUUCCAGACUAUGCACGAGAUAUUAGGUAUAUUAGAAGAAGAUGAGAGCCAUGCAGACGUUUAUAUUGAGCCUAAUGAUCCCGGCCUAUUGACUGAUGAAGACUCUGCUGAUGAAGUGGAUAGUGAUAGUGGAUUGAUAGAUAAUUUGUCUGGCAGACAACUGACUGGUAAUGCUGAAGGUGUAUUCAAUGACGGACGACGUACGACUGAAGAUGAUUGUGAAGAUCAACUGAGUGGCAAUGAUGAAGUUUUCUUCCACGACGAACGUAGUACUACUGAAGAUGAUAGUGAGGCUCAUAAUUCUUCGCCUAUCAAUAACUAUAAGACUCCAAAAUGUAGUCUUGGCACUUCACUCACACCUGGUGACUGCAUAUUUCCUGAGGCAAAUUAUGCAAAAUAUAGAGAUUUUACUCCAGUUGAACUUUUUGAACUACUUUUUGAUGAUGAUGUGUGGAAUUUGCUAGUGGAUCAGACAAUUGUCUAUGCAACUUUCAAAGGUGAAACAGAUUUCUUGGUAAGCAAAGAUGAAAUGAAAGUGUUCCUUGGAAUUUUGAUAGUGUCUGGUAUCGUUCCUUUAUCUUCUCGGAGGAUGUUUUUGGAGAAAUUCAUCUGUGACAAGAAAUGAAGCUGUCUCUCAGACUAUGAGAAGAAUAAGCUUUGAAAGGAGCUGGGAGACCGCCAUCCUACUCAAUAAAG
This is a messenger RNA of Hyalella azteca, 922 nucleotides long. Its product is annotated as piggyBac transposable element-derived protein 3-like. Gene Ontology annotation, molecular function: sequence-specific DNA binding. Bases 210 to 851 code for a protein of 213 amino acids. The transcript is spliced from 2 exons. Lineage: Eukaryota; Metazoa; Arthropoda; Malacostraca; Amphipoda; Hyalellidae. The record is from RefSeq and is a predicted model, not a curated record.